AUUGUGCGAGCACGCGCUAUUCAUGGUUGGCGAAAUUGGUGGCAACGACUACAACUACGCGAUAUUUCAAGGGAAGUCGAUGGACGAGAUGAGGCAAAUGGUUCCUCAAGUGGUCGAUGCGAUUCUUAACGGUGUUAGGGUUUAUCGCGCACACAUCAAUCUGCUUCUCCCUCUCGCGAUCCUUUCUCCCGUCACCAUAGUCAUCGCCAUCAUCGACCCUCAUCAUCACCUCAGAUCACCAUCAUCCUCGCAAGUCAAUCGCCGGCCAUCAGAAUCUGCCAUCGCCAAUCAUCUUCCUCGCGAACUGCAGCCCCGCCGCCGCUCCCUCUCCGUGCAGGCCAUCAACCGGCAACUACCCCCGGGUGCCGCUGCACGUCGUCUUCCUUCGGCAAUUUCCCGUUCGUGUGAUCAGUUCCAGGUCGCCGCUGACUCUCGCCAUCAUCACCUUAGUCUGCCACGAACAGGAGCGAAAUUCCGGCAACCUUCAAGCCAUGUCCCGGCGAGUUGUGAACCAGUCUGGCGAGACCCGGCACUUCCCGACAAAUUCCUCAGUCGCACACCCUCCUCGCGAGCAACGUUGUCCCGACGAGCGUUCAUCCCGGUGCUGUUAAACGGUUCCGUGAUCGCGAGUGUAUUGUCCCGGGCCCUUAUUGUUCAGGCUGCUGCGGCACCUUCAUUCCGACGAGACGCGAGAAUCCGUCGAGCCCGACAACCCCGUUCGUGUCCUACGUCCCGUUCCUUCGAGUUUUUUUCCGAGAACGGUACCUAG
Messenger RNA from Striga hermonthica, 769 nucleotides. The record is from the annotation of a GenBank genome assembly. NCBI's taxonomy places the organism in Eukaryota, Viridiplantae, Streptophyta, Magnoliopsida, Lamiales, Orobanchaceae.